GCGUGUCACGACUGUGAACCUGAUCUAAGCUUGUACUUGUGAUCCGUCACCACCGGCUUAUGUAUGGCCGUCGAUGGAAGCUCUACUGCUUGAAGCCGAAUAAAAUAUUCCUGAACUGCUUGGAAAAUGCCAAAACAUGCUCGCAAACAAGAUAAGAGCUCUUUGUUGUUGCAUUGUCAAUCAAAUGGUGAUGUUGAGAAAGCGGGGAAAAAACUUUUUUAACCAAGGCAGGUCCCAGUCCCCCGCAUAGACACCGCUAGCGACAGAAGAUGUGUAAACAUUUUCUUGCUCUGCGGCGGAAAAAAAAAAACGAUGAAACCGUCAUCGAAUUUCAAGGCAGGCAGAUGACCAGACGAGGAUGGAGCGGAGAGGAAAACUUAGAGUAUCACACCCCUUAUCAACUCAAGUUUCUUGAAACAUGUUAAACUGCUUCAUUUCGCCAAGUGAUGGGAGUUUCAGUUAGCUAUCGAACGCAACCUUCUUCCGUUGACACAACAAGACCGACUAAAGAUGGCUCUACUCACGCUCUAUCAGAUCCUGUCGUUAUACGCAUAUCACAAGGCGGAUUCGUCCCCUCAACUUUGACUGUUUUCUCGCGACAGAAAGUAUCCUGGCAGUGGGAGGGUGAUGAGAAUACAGAAGGUCAUAAUGUCGUCCAGGUAUCUGCCACAGAUCAGCGUUAUCACUUUCCCCCUGUGCCUGGUGGGUUUUCCAGUGGCCCUCUUUCCCACUCUGACACAUUUGAUGUGAGCCUUAGAGCCCCUGGGACCUACUACUUUACAAGUUAUGGGUUUGCCUCUUACAAAGUUGGGACUGUGCAUGUUAAAGACAUACCGCCUAGAACAGUCAAGGUUUCCGAUGGUAGUUUCCAUCCGAGUCUAGUAGAGAUUUCAGAAGGGGAAGCUGUCCGUUGGGAGUGGGACUCCAUACCAAACGAUGUCAAGCAAAUGAGAUAUUGCCCAAAGCAUGGAGGUCUGAUUGUUGAGAAAUCCAACUUUGACCUUGAUGACACACCCUCCUAUACCACCACCCAAGAGUUCAAAAGCUCAGGAUUGCAUUACUGCUUCAGCAAUAACACCACAGAGCCAUGUGUGGUCAGGGUCCAGCAAUCAGACAGGGAAAUCAACAUAAGGUUUGCAGGAGAUGGUGGCGGUCCUCCUGUUGUUCAUGCUAGUGUAGGGGACAGGAUAUGGGUUAAGAAUGAUCAACCAAAGAAAAAUAGCAGAAAAAUGUAUAUUAAAAAUGAAGAAGGGAUAAUAGUUGUAUCAACUAAGCCGAUUGACUUGGUGAGCAGAAGGCAUUCAUCAUUACUGUCCCACUGUGUGACCCUUCCUGGUGUAUACCAAGUGUGUUGUGAGGAUGAAUGUGGCAGCAUAUUACAGACCUGUGUCCUGGUGCAACCAAGGACCAAAGAGCAUGUCAUCAACAUAGACUCCCAAGGAUUUAAGCCUGAGCUUGGCUGUAUUCAGAAGGGUGACCGGGUGUGGUGGAUGUGGUCUGGGGAGGAGGACGUGCCUGGUGGUUUCACUGUGCAACAGGAGUCAUUUGUAACUACUAGUCAAAGACCCUCGUCUGAGGAAGAAGACGACUGUUGUGUGAGGUCCGAGGAGCUUUGUCAGGCUAUUAGCCCUGUAGGUUUGAUAACAGCUAAACAAGAUAGUGAAGGACUGGUCACCUAUUACCUAAAGCCCACAGGACCUUGGCAACCACAGGGAGCGGCAAUGUGUUCACUUAUUGUCCAGAACACUGCACAGGAGCACCUGGUUUGUAUCAGCGAUCAGAACUUCAAGCCGCAGAUAAUAAGUGUUCAUCCUGGUGACAGUGUCACGUGGUUGUGGGAGAACACAGUAAAUAGUCACAAUAUACAGCAGGCUUCUCACCAGCGUACAAUCAUACCAGACGGUUUCCAUGGCGACCGACCCAUUCCUUCUCCUGGCGCCUUUCGCCACGUGUUUACAGAUCUUGGGUUGUUUUACUUUACAAGUUCCGCCCUCCCCAGUCUCUGUGGCGCUGUUGUUGUGACGGCUCAACCUCAGAUCCAUAAAGUCGAAGUGAGCCUGUUUGGCGUUGAGCCAGACCCUGUCAUAGUGAAAGCCGGAGACUGUGUGUGCUGGAUGUGGUGCAGUGGGGAGUUGUACGACAUCAGAGCCAUCGUAUCACCUGAGGAAAUUGGGCAAGUCAGCAAGGACCAAUAUAUUCCAGAACCAAGGCGCUGCUUCGCGAAGCACUUCUCUGGGACUGGAGCCCACCAUGUUGCUUGUACGGCCUUUACACGAGAUGAGGACGAGCCGGAGCUGCACGCAUCUGACACAUUCACCAAUACCGUCUUGGUUGAUCCACUCCCCUACUCAAGUAGGGUCAGGCUGUCGCGUAAUGGGUUCCGCCCCGCCCACGUGGUCAUCGCCAAGUAUCAAAGCGUGUUAUGGACGUGGGAAGAUGCAGGCGAAGAAAAACACAACAUCUUCCACAUCAAAGAACCGCAUCAUCAACAGGCUCGUGUCCAGGGCGCCGCAUCAUUUGACAGUGGCCCGGUUACUAAGCGUAGUAGUUUUUUCCACACGUUCGAUACCGCUGGCUCGUAUUGGGUUAUGUCUGAAGGCGCAGAACAAGAUAGAAUCUGUCAAGUUGAAGUUUUAGAGGAGGAAAAGCGGGUUAUUCAGCCAAGGUUUGCUGAAGGCAACGAGGGAGGAAUUGUGGAAAAAGGCUUUACUAUUUAUCUGGCCUGUGACGAUGAUGAUGUAUCUAUUUUCUACACUACUGAUGGAACAAGCCCACAUGAACAUGUUGAUAAUAGACUGGUGUACGACUGGAAUACUGGGAUCCGCUUGGACAGGCCAGGUCUGUAUUUGAUCAGAUGUAUUGCGCACAAGGACGGGUGGAUCCCAAGCGCCGUAUUCACCUCCAGGAGGAUAUGGGUACUUGAGGACGAAGAGGACGGUAAAGCAGAUAUUGGAUUUCGAGAACAGAUAACCAACUGGCAGUGGUCAAGCAGCAUCCCCUUUAUAUCGUAUGGCUUCAUCUUUGAUAAUGUCAUCCGUGUCGUCCUAGAGAUGCCGAAAACCGCAGAACUUUCUUGGAUUGCUGGCUUCAAGUUGUAUGUCGAUGGAAUCGUUCAAGGUGGCUGGAUCUGCGCCAGCUGUCCCUGCAUAGAGGUUAGUGGUCUUUGCGGAGGUAGGACGUAUCACGUGGUCUUGGUGGUGUUUCCUGUGAAUGAGCAGUUCAAGCCGCAGCUGUCAAAUGAGUUGGUGAUCACAUGCUCUGAAAUAUCGUCGUUGGGUGGACCUGUGGUGUCGUUAGAGACCUGUGGUCGUGUUGAUGCCCUUGUCAUUGUUUGGCCGGCUUUUCCAGAUACUCAAUUCCAGGUCAUGGUUGAUGGUGCACCCUUUGGCGAUAAGAUCACACCUGAGCCCGACAUUGAUUACUGCCGCGUGCUGUUUGAGAGUACAGACGAGGGGCAUCUCUACACGCUGAGCGUUGUUAUGUACAGUGAAGGUUCAUCGGAACGCCUUGUGUCAAAUGAACUCCAGUUCAGUCUGCCGCUACCAGAUGACCUUAUCCAGCAUCCAGAACUAUCCAAUCAAGACUCUGAAGUAGCUACAACCUCAAGGGAGCUCAUUCUAGUUUCAGAGGCAACCCUCCUCGAUACCAACACAUCUGUGGUUGAUAAACCUUCAAGCAUUUUUAGUAAUCUCACUCUGAAUGGGUUAGAGACUAUCCCAGAAGAUAAACAGUUGGACGUCAUCUCUUCGCCACCUCUCCUCGAACGGGCUCAAGGGGAAAAUUUACUGGAAGAUGAUGAUAUCCUAGCUACUGAAUUACAGCCUGGUAUAAGGGAUAAAGAUGAGAUGAAACCUGCUGAGAAAAAACGAAAUGAUAGUGCGAAGCCUUCUUCACCUCGUCUUGAAGGACGUCCUCUGUUUGAUCUGCAAGAAUACGACGAGUUAACCAAUCACUGCCUUAGUAGUGAUGCUGACAACAAUCGAGACAUCUUGGACAGCAAAAGGGGUUUUGAGAACGAGGUACCUGCCCAAGACAGUAAUAGUUGUGAUGAGGAUGUCAUUGACAGCAAACAAGACGUUUUUGACAAAACAAAACUCUUGGAAAACAAAGUACCUAAAGUUAGUUGUAGUGACGAUAAAGUUACUGACAGCAAGCGAGACGUCUUUGAAAUGAAAGAAUCUUUUGAAAACGAGGCGCCUGAGUCUAGCUCUAGCGCGGAAGUCUCUGAAGCCGACCAGGAAAUGUAUGCGAUUAGUGAAAUGGAACAGAAAGAAAAGGGUGAAGAGAGAGAAAAUGCUCGAGUAAAUUUGGAUGAUGGAAGUAAAGAUGAAUCGAAGAGUUUAUCGGAGAAGACAUUGGAAGAGGAAAGAAAUAACGAUGGAAAUACCGCUGGUAUCACAAUUUCGGAAGAUAUUCGAAGAGAGGAUCUUCAAACUGAAAGAAAUGCAAUGACAAAUGAAGAAAAGUUGGAGGAACUAUCUCUGAAACAAAGUAAAGAUAUCAAGGAUUGUAUGGUGGGGAAUGAAGAGACAUGCGAGUCCUCUGCUGUGGAAAACUUUGAAAGGAAGAGCUGUAACAGCGAUGGAGAUUUUGAUGACGCUGAUAGGGAUCAUAAAAUGCACCAAGAUUGUGAUAAAAAUCUCAAGGAAAAACAAGACAGCGGAAUUGAUCAAGCAAAUACUUUGGAUUCAGCUGAUACAGGCAUAAACGACGAUGGGUUUGGAAAAGAUCCAAACGACGACAUGAUGUCAGCAAAUAGGAGAGAGUGGACCCCAUUCCAUGGAUCGAACCUCGAAGCGGGUUUCAACUCUCUCGUAGCAAAGCUACUUAUUCACUAUAACUGCGCCGGGUUGCCUGAUGGUGAAACACAAAAUGGCCCCCAGGCGACUGACAAAGAAACGACUCAAGAGGCUGAAUUACUGGAUUUGCCAUAUCUGGACAAUAUCAAAGCUGGUGCCACUCGGCAUGUCCAAGCUUCAAAACUGCAGAGCGAAGAUGUCGCUAAUUUUGAUAAGCAAACGAAGGUCGUUAAUGCAGUUGUUCACCGUCAGCCAGAAAAUAAGCUUCAGAACAAACACUUCAUCGCUAUUUUUGCUGAAAGUGCACCGCCGGAUCGGAUGGAAUGGAUUAAGAUCAAUGAAACUCCAAUAAUAGUGUCUGAACAGUGGCAAGAAGAAAGCCUCAUACUGCGACAAACUCCUAAAAAAAGUUCAAUGCUGAAAAAAGUUAUUCUUGACGAGCAUUAUGUUGUGGAAGACGAUUUGGAUGAGAGUGCCGAAAGAGAUGUUGAAACUGAUGGUAAACCUUACGAGAAUAAGAGUACAGAGCCCCACGAUGAGCAUGACACCGGCAGCCAAGAACCCAACCAGGAUCGAGAGGUAGAGCUGACAGACGGAUUAAGCCAAGGGUCUGUCAAUAAAGGAGUAAAUGGUCAGGAUUCUGAGUGUCAAGACGAGUCAGAUCACCCUGAGGUGGCGGAUAGGCAAGCUUCAGAUCUGUCUGUCGAAUCAAGCCAGGACUUUGUCAAUAAAGACGUGGAUGGGCAAGCUUCAGAUCUGUCUGUCGAAUCAAGCCAGGACUUUGUCAAUAAAGACAUGGAUGUGCAAGAUUCAGACUUGGCCAGUGGAUCAAGUGAAGACUCUGAUGUCGAGGAGGUGAAUGGGCAAGGCGCACUAGUCACCGAUGGCGCCGAACCGCAAGGCGUAACCCAAGCUAUCCCUUCCUCGCAGAUCUUCCUUGUAUUUAAAGGGUCACAUGGCGAUAAGGCCGUAUUUGAGUGGGAAUGCGGAGAUUUUACAGACUUCACCUUUCUUGUACUGGGAACUAAGUUUGGUUCUAGUGUAGACAGUGAUUUCAGUGUGCUUUUUAAGGAGAGUUGUACUCGGGACAUUUGGCCUCGUAAGACAAACUACAGACAGCAUUGCUGGAAAACAAGGAGCCGCGUCAUCGAGGUUGCGGGACUGAGGCAACGACAGCCAUACAGGGUGGCUGUGGUAUCGAGCUCACUGGCAAUGUCUAACGUCGUGGUGCUAACAAUGCCAGGUCGACCCAAGACUCCUGUGGUCCACUUGACCGCUGUCAGGGAUCGCGAGGCCACUGUCUGUUGGAAGCAAGUUCCCUCAUUCGGAGACGCCCAAGUCGUAGGCUACAGAAUAACGGUCAACGGCACACAGCACGAAGACUUGCUUCCCCAUGACUCUGUGCAUCAUACUAUUGCUCACCUAGAAAAAGGGGCGGAGCAUAAGAUCAGAGUUGUUGCUGUAACCAACCACAGCGUAGGAGACAGCCAUCCAUCUCAAGAGUUGACAAUUACAUGCCCCCACCCUCCCCUCUCUCCGGAGAUCUACGAGGUACCCAGUAGUACCCGGGGUGCCAUCACCAUCGCCUGGCAACCAGUCCCAUUCCGCCCCACCCCCAUGGAAAAUGCAGCUCCAGUCACUAGUUAUGCCGUGUUUGUGGAUGGAGGGCUUCACGGGAGUUGUCCUGCCAAUGACGUCACAGAUAUUUUUCUAGACGAGCUGGUAUACACUGUUGGAGACCUGGAACCAGGAAGGGAAUACGAGGUCUGGGUCUGCGGUCAUGUGGACCCUCAGAUAGGCGAGGGUAAUCAGCAAAUGUGUGGAUGCUAUGGACCCCCCUCUAACACUCUGCGAGUGUUCAGCGCAUGCGCCCCUGCCCCGCCACUGCUGACCGUGGUGAAUAUGGACGCUACUGGCGCUACUCUGGCAUGGGAACGACCUCGAGAAUUUGGUGGAAUCAAGAUAACGGGCUACCUACUGCGCGUAAAUGGGCAUAUUUAUGAAGACAUACUUCCACCAAACUGUCAACGCACAUCGAUUACUAACCUUCUCCCCGGUCAGUCAAUCACUGUGACAUUGACCGCGAUGGCUGGUAAUACCGUACUACCUUUUCGUCGCGUCCCUGAAGCUGCCGAUAGCGGUAUUGACAGCAGCUCGAGUCUUAGCGUGGAUCACGCCGCUCGCUCAGACCUCGGGCUCUGCUCAACAAGUCCGCCCCUCGUGCUGCAUCUGUGGGGUUUCGUCCGAGUUGUACGUGAUGUUGUUCUUAAUCAGGCGAGUUGUUGUAGUGUUGUUGUGAGCUGGGUGGUGGAGGAAGAAAAAGAGGAGGACGAGGAGGGGGGAGGGGGUGGUGGAUCGCAAGAAGGAGAGGAGCUGCGGCCUUUGCACGUAUGUCCCGAGGGGUACAGGGUCACGUGGUGGAGAAGUAACGAAGAGAAGACUGAUCUGAUCGGCAGUACAGAAACUACUGAUUGCAAUCUGCAGCUUACCUGCCUCCAGCCAUCUUGUCGGUACGCCGUGCUUGUUGAAGCGUUCUCUUCUCAUCCGAAUGACCCAAACGCAGUCGACCCGUUGGCAGGUUUCAACAAGACAAGAUCGGAGAAAGUCUGGUUCGACAUGGAAUCGCCACCCGAGCCUCCCACGAACUUCCGCGUGGCGUCUAGUACUAGCAGCGCAAUCACCCUAACAUGGGACGCGCCCCCUCCCUCGAGACCUCCCACAACCGCCAUCUGCCUUAAGGUACGUGAGCGCCGAGAGAGCGCGGACGACACACGAACUACAAACUCGUUGAUGAAGUUCAAGCUUAUGCCUUCCACCACAACGUACACGGUCAAGAAUCUUGCUGCCAGGACGCAGUAUUUGUUCAGCAUCCAGUCCGUACCAGGAGAUGGUUGUAGUUGCGCACAGCAGCCUUGUGGAGAGGCUAGAACUCUGUUCGCUUGGACAAGUGGUGUUGUUGGACCCUCUAGGCUAUCCGUUACAGAGCGUACUCCAUUUUCCCUGCACUUAUCGUGGCAGCCUGCUAUUACUUAUGGUGACCUCUGUAUUAAGCACUACCUCAUCCACUUUUCCGAGAAAACUCGCCGAUUAUCAUCAUACGGGAUAUCGCAAUUACCUAAGGAUGGAAAACGGAUUGACGUACCCCAGAGCUCAGUUCUGGGUCUUAAGGGUCAUAUAUCUGGGCUAGAGCCGGGACUUGUGUACAGGGUCAUCGUGGAAGCUGUUGUUGGUAUUCGAGAGGAUAUGUCAUCUGGGGAGUCUGGGGAAUCGUGCGAGGAAGAUGGCGAGCGGGCAGCAUCUAGCCUGGCUAGUUCAGAUAUCGAUAGACUAGCUGCAGUGUCAGCUGACUGUUUGUCGGGGCCGCUAAUGGCGAGAACCUCGGCUCCGCCUGGAAAGCCUACUCUGCUCUUGGCUGGAAUAACAGCAACCCAGAUACAACUGGCGUGGGACCCGCCCGCAGCUCUACACUUAGAUUAUGCUGUCAGGCAGACCGCUGAGCGCCAUGAUUACCGUGGGCGCAUCAGAUCUAUUCGUGGCUACGUACUUGACGUCAACGGCCGGGAGGUUACGAGGCUGGCCCCAAACAAACGCUCGUACACUCUAAAGCGAUGUAAACCAGGCAUGAAGUACACAUGUCAACUCAAGGUCACUACCAAUUCCGGUAUGGUGUCAGCGAAGCACAGGAAAGAUGAGAUUUCGACCGCUAUAAGCUCAGAUGAUCUCGACACAGAUGAUGAGAGCGAUGCAAGUGUCGUUAGCAGGUACCCUGAGGCAGUGUCAGAUCCUCUUGGCGUAAUCAUCCCCAGGCAGGAGCACCCUGCCACCAUCAGUGUAUACUACGCCUCCACGUGCUCCUCGGGGCUUUCUCAGUCCUCCAAGGCUGCCUCUCUGUCGCAUUCGUCUGCCUUGGACACUGAUGACACGAGGUCUUCCAGUGCAGAAGGCUCAUCGACGAAUGGCGCGGUUGAUGACGAUGACGGCUGUAUCGUGGUCAUGUGGAACUCUAGUGCACCUAUUAGAAGCAUGUCUUCUAUCAAAGUCACGUGGUCUACUGAGGUCCAGGAGACAGAGAAAGAGGAAUACUUGCCACCGUCAUGUAACAGCUUCGAGAUUUACCCUGUCAAGAAAAGGUCACUGUACACCAUUAUGGUCAAGUUCUUCCGUCUCGAUGGCACUUCAUUUCUUUAUGGUCCAUUUUCCUGUCAGAUCCCGGGCCGUCCGGACCCGCCCUGGAUAUGGUGCCGAGGGGUGUCUGAAUACCGGAUUCUUGUGGAAUGGAAUGAGCCCCGUAUUUAUGGCCUCGCAGCAAUCACUGGGUAUCAGGUCAACCUUAAUGGCCGCCAACUUGGAGGAAUUCUCAGCCCGUUAUCAAGAAAGGUGACUGUGCACUGCCAGCCGAGCAGUGUCUACCGAGUUCGCAUUUUGGCGCUUACUGCGGACCCUACUAUCGGCAAUUCUGAGCCUUCCAACCUGCUGACCAUCUGCACGCCGGGCUCACCGGAAAAAAGCCUGGUUCCCAAGCAGCAAAUCCGCCUUCGCUCUUUAUGGACUGGAAACGAGCGCAUUGCUGUUCAGUGGGACUCCGUUGAAGAUGAAGUUGAUCGCUACGUUGUGAAAUGGAGUUCUGUUCUCAGUCCUCAGCCGCAGGAAGAGACACUGCCAGCCACAAAGACCUCCAUGGUCAUUGAGGAGUGCAUAGCUGGAACUAGACACUUUAUUGCGGUCGCAGCCAUAGACAGCCACAGGAAAUUGAUAGCGAAGUCAACACAGCUGAUCGUCCAGACAUCUGCUCCACUACAAAAGCCUGUACUGCGAAAGAGGUGCGCUUUGCCCUCUGGACUUAUUAUUGAGUGGUCCCAGCCUCCUUCUAUUGGGGACGCCACACCAGAUCAAUACGAAAUCAAGGUUGAUGAUGUUUCUCGCGACAUUCUUGACAAAUCUCAGUUAUCAUACGAGCUAGCAUCAUGUCAUCCCUGUCGCCAGUACUCCUUUCAAGUCAGGGCUUUGAGUUCUAAAGAAGGCUGUGACAGUGAUUGGUCGCCUGCGCUUCUGAUCACGUGCCCAGGUGCGCGCGCACCUAUGUUGUCACGUGUCCGGUCCAGUAGAAUCGAUUGCAUCCACGUGGGAUGGGAGAUGCCUGAAUUGUGCGGGGGCGCUGUGGUGGAAUGCUACAAGGUUUAUUACUUAGAAGUAGACUCUAGGGUAGAGAUAAAUGCUGGUGGCGUCAUCGAUUCCCCUCACGUGAUCACGCAUGGUCCACUUAACGGAGCUAGCACCGAAGACGUAUUAUAUGACGUAACAUCCGCUUAUUGGGUGGUCCUAGAAGUCACCUUACAGCCUAAGGGCUGUCACUCAGUGUUCUCUGAACCAAUCAGAAUGCUCCCUGCUCGACCUCCAGAUCCGCCUGUUAUUGAUGUUAGAGUACAUGGGUUGGCAGAAAGGAAGGCACUUGAAGGCGUAGUGUGUCAUAUGAUACUAACGAGGGAUAGACUGUGUCGUAAACUAGAGCUCCUCAAUAACUCGGUUACUGUGAUGGGCGCAAAGCUCAAGGAAGUAGAGGUCACCAAUACCAUCGCCAGCCUCCGUAACAUCGAAGGAGAACUUUCUCGUGGCGUUCAAGCCAUUCGAGAUCGCACAGGAUUACUCUCCUGCACAGUAUGCUGGGAUAGGUCACAUGAUGACGGGGAUGCCGUCGUGAACGGUUACCAAGUCUUUUUUGAUGACCGCCCUCUUGGUAAAGCGCUGAAUGCAGAUACACGGUCUGCAGAUUAUCAGCUCUCAUCUUCUCCUGUCACUCACGUGAUUACAGCGAGAAGUCUGACCUGCCAUCCCAUAGGCCCUAGCGCACCCUCGAAUCCCGUACCCCUCUGCGCCAAGGAUUUCGCGCCUUUUGUUGUGUUCUGCUAUUUUGGAGUACACAAGAAGAACGCCAGUUGGCCGGAUGUCGGCUCUUGUAGCUAUCAAGACGCUCUUGACCAUGAGAUCCGAAAGCAUGAGCUGCUAAAGCACAGGGGUCCCCUGGGGAAGCCUCUGCCAGCACCCGUAUGCACAGUCAUGGACAUAGUAACAUCGUCAUGGAAACACUUAAUUGACAGCGGGAGUAAUUCACCAGUAGCCAUCAUGUUUUGGACCAAAUGGUGUCGAGCAUCGCUUGAAGGUCUUCAGAUGUUUGAUAAGUUUGCUUCGGGUCAUAAUGAAAAGUUCCGUUUUAUCGGAUGCUGUGUAUGUAGCGAAGAGGAGACCAAAGGUCACUACGACUCUCUCAAGGUCAUGCUAGCAACGCAAGGGUUCUUGGGACGGCAAAGCAACGUCCGUCAUGUCUGUGCCUGCUAUCCUCAGGGUCAGCGGCGUGCGGGUGAAGCUGAUGUGAGGCGAUUAUUUGGGCUAGUCGGCGUACCAACACUUCUCAUUUGUGACCGAUCAGGCUACAUGACUUUUCAAGGUCGCGUUUGUGCGCGCGAUUUCGAGGACUACGCGCAGCAGAUGCUUCACGCGUUUGCGUCUGCUACGCCCCGUCCCGCCCAGAGUCUUGCCACACCUUACCCCUGUCCCGCCAUGGAAUGCGAGCUGUGUCGCCUGGAGUCGGAGAUGGACGUGAGUGCGAUCCUCAGUAGAUCAGAUGACAGUCCCGUCAAGCGCUACAGACAGAACAAGUCUACGGGGCGGGGCACAGGGCAGGACACGCCCGACUCUCUCGAGGCGCGUGCGGAAAGCACACAAAGACAUAAUAUCGAUGCACUACAUCGCAGGCUUCACGGGACAACACCUGUAGCGGUGCUAACGAACAUAACGAAAGUCAAAUCUACUCCGUUAUCACCACAAACAUCAUUUUCACCAAAACCUUUAAAACUCCGUCGCGUUCCGAGUCCAUGUCGGUCGUGUGAUUCCUUGUCUUUGCAUAGAGAGUCAAGUUUUAGCAGUCGAUUUUCGAAUGUGAUGGGUGCGUCUCUGCCAAGUCUGAGACUAGAUCGAGAGACCCCUCCCGAAAGGGGUGUGACCGAAUAUCGGCCUGGCAGCUCAAGGCCGAAAAAAAGAAUAUCUGUAGAUGAAUUCAGUAUCACGUGACGUCACAUCGUGUUGAAGUGCCUCUGUCAGCCGCCAUCUUGUCAUCCUCGCAAAGUACCAAUGCGAGGAAGCAUCCAUUUCCAUCGGCUGGUUUGUUUGAGUUUGUUUUAUAUUUUCGACGAAAUUCGGUAAAUUAAGUGUAUAACGUUAUUUUUAGUUGGUUAUUUCGAGAUUUCAUCCCAUAAAUCCCCCCCUCACAAAAAAAAUCAUCUUAUAAUCAAUCUUAAGAAUUUGGCUGUUUGAAUAACGUCCAAGUAGAACUUCCUUGCUGUCUAAGCACUAGACUAUAGAUAGCUUCAGGUGUACGUGCAGUAUCGUCAAGUAGUCUGUUGACAUGUUUCGCCGAUUUUCAUGUGACGACACCAGCCCCACGUAGCAUAAAACAGCAUGCGUGCUUUGUAAGCUAACCAGUGCUUCGCAUUUUCUAAAACUUCCUUAAAGAAUAUUAAUAAUCAAAUCAUUUAUUUUUAUUUAAUACACACAUAUCUAAAGCGAGAGAACUACCUCAAAUAUGUUCAUUUGUUCAAGUGUGUAUGGUUCGACAUUUUGACAUUAGCCCAACAUAACGACAUGAACAUAACAACAGAGAAAAAACAUGUUUUUUCUUUUAUGUCAUUAUGUCCAUGUUGUUAUGUAGGGCUUAAAAGAGUUCGCGCGCCUACGUUGUUAUGUCACUACUGUGCACUAGGCAUUAUACUUUUUAUUAAUGCCUAGUGCACACCAGCGACAUCAAGACAGAACAAAAUAGGCGCGCGCACUCUUUUAAGCCCGACAUAACGACUUGGACAUAAAGACAUAAUGACAUAGAAUUAUCUUAUGUCGUUAUGUUCAUGUCGUUAUGUUGGGCUUAUGUCAAAAUGUCAAAAUAGGUGCACGCGCCUAUGUCAUAAUGUCGUUAUGUCACUAGUGUGCACCAGGCAUAACAAUGUUUGAUUAUGUCAGUUACUUGCAUAAAUUAGCCGAUGGAAAUGUGUGUCUUGUGUGACUUGCCAUUGCCGAAUGGCGGCGUGCCUACUUCAAGGCCAAGGGCACACUUGGCAGGUAUCCAAGGAUAAAUAUAUAGAUAAAAACGUUUUUGUAAUUUCGUAUGCAAAAUUAUAACAAAUAAUCUUAAAACAAAUGUUUGCUUUUUUUACGUCUUAUUGUUUUAUAGAUCUCAUAAUUAUUUAUUUUACCAUAAAAUUAGCUUAGGUAAUUGUUAUGCAUGACGGAAAAUUCGCGGUGCAUAUUAUCGUCGUAGAUGAUGGUAUUUUACAUUUUAUCUCAAUGUACAAAACAGACUCAUAUAUAAAACAAAUUUAGAAGAAAUGUAUAGAUGUAAUCAAAUGUAAACUCGUCAGGUAGUUGGCAAAAGGUACUGGAUUGGUUAUCGAGAUUAUUACAAAGAAAACAAUUACAAAUAUGCAAAAGCAAUUUUUAUUUAGUAGUUACUCUAUGAUGUCACGGCUGUUUCAAAUCUUCUUACACCCAUUUUCCCAUUUUUAAGGAAGACUAUGGCUGUACAUAUGCUGCUAAACUUGACGAUGUGCGGUAACUAUUUUCUAUUCAUUUAGGACGUGUUUUAAUGGUGUGUUUUAAUGUUGCAAUGUAAGUAGAUCGAACGGUUGCAGCCAGGAGGAAAUGGACAGCGCUUCGAGUAAUACAGCUACGAACAUUAAUCGUGGAAAUAGCCUAAAUGCAAAAAUAUUAUGUCUCUGCUUAUAAAAUACAGCCAUAAUUAUUA
This is a messenger RNA of Nematostella vectensis (starlet sea anemone), 13587 nucleotides long. RefSeq lists its product as uncharacterized. The record is from RefSeq and is a predicted model, not a curated record. Bases 447 to 11864 code for a protein of 3805 amino acids. The transcript is spliced from 61 exons. Lineage: Eukaryota; Metazoa; Cnidaria; Anthozoa; Actiniaria; Edwardsiidae. Gene Ontology annotation, molecular function: protein binding.